AUAUGUAUCUGUCGGGGUGUCGGAAAGAGCUUGGUUGCACUAUAGUUCUGCGCGGGGGUAAUCACGAAGUGCUUACCAGAGUCAAAAGGAUCACCGAAUUCAUGGCCUAUGUCGUCUACAACCUCAAAUUGGAGACUUGUUUGAUGCGAGACGAAUUCGCCCAGAUACCAACUUCACUUGAACCGGAUGUUGAGACAAAGCCGAAGGACGUGGGGGCAAGUGCCCUAUCUGCUGCAGCAAAAGCAGACGAUAAAUCCGGCGUUGCAAUACCAGGCGAGAAGCAAGAUCUGAACGAGAACAAGGGUGACUCUUUCUCUGAAGAUAAGCCGAGCGUUGCAAGCGAGGCGACCGAGGUGCCCGAUGAUGUUCCGAUGCCGACCUACUAUGAAGAAAUCGUUCAAAACCACAAGACCAAGAUCUUAUCUGCGUCUCCUUUUGUCAAAUUUGAGCCUCCUCAUCUGUUGAUGCGUGCGAGAGAGAUGGAGCGCCGACUGGCUUACCUCCAGCGCCUACGUGACCAAGACCUCAAAGUCAACCAGCCAUCUGACGAGAAAUCCAAGGCCCAGAAGUUUGUCCUCAUAACCCCUGAAAUGGUUCAUCAAUCUCCUACGGGUGCCGCGCCCAAGGUAAUGGAGGUCUUGCACGCGGCCCACGAUGCCGAAUACGAUAGGGCGAUGCACAAUUACCUGACACAGAAACGACAGUGGGAAGCUUAUAUCUCCGGCACUGAUGUUGGCCUGUUUGACCCAUUUGCGCAUCAGAAUAUCGUUGUUCUUUUCAGCCUGGUCUGUACAGAAACGUCAAUCCCUUGUACCGGUCCGGACAUGCUUGCUAUGGAGUACUACAACGAGCACGAAGACGAAACGAUAUUCGAGCCUGACUGUGCGCUUGGCCAAUACGUGGAAGAUGUCUGCAUCAACGCCAAUGCCGUCUGUGGUACGGACGGCUGCGAGAAACGAUACUUUGAACACCAUCGUCAGUACGUCCAUGGAGAAGGCCAGAUCAGCAUUUUUACCCAGCCCUAUCCCUCAAAACUUAGGGGUCUCCAGGACACAAUCUUGAUGUGGAGCUGUUGCAAGAUCUGUGGCAAUGAAACACAGGUCUUUCCAAUGUCGGAAAAUACGUGGAAGUAUUCGUUUGGAAAGUACCUGGAGCUUUCUUUUUGGAGCAAGAAUCUGCAUGCUCGCGCAGGCGUUUGCCCUCACGAUUUGCAGCGAGAUCAUCUUCGCUUUUUCGGUUUCAAAGACGUUGCUUUACGCAUCCACUACGAUGCCAUCAAUCUGCUCGAGAUCAUAGUGCCAAGGACCCGAGUUACUUGGAAGGUGGACAAUGAUUUGAAGCUCCGCAAUGAGAUAUACCUUAGGAAUGAGGGCCGCAUCAAGAAGUUCAUGGACUCCGUCCGAGCCAGAUUGAAAGGAAUCAACAUUGAAAGUGGUGUUAUCCCCGAAAAGGCGGAAGAAUGCAAGAGGGAGAUCGAAGUUUUGACCCGAAAAAGUUUCGAGGAUCAAGCGACUCUGAUCAAGCAGCUGCAAGACAAAUACACAAACUCUCGGUACUGGGAGGUCAUACCUUUGAACGAGGUUCUGCGCUCCGUGCAAGAGCGAGUCGUGGAGUGGGAUACCGUGUUCACUGAAUUUGAAAAGAACUAUUUCCCCUCCGAAAAGGAUAUCAGGCGGCUGGCGACGCUACAACUCAAGAAGAUCUUUUUGGACAAGGACGCUUCCGUCACGUCCAUCACCUCAUCUGAUGAGCAACCGACGCCCCAGAAUGAGACGGAGAGUGAGAGCAUUGAAGAGCCUGAAGAAGUGCGGCCAAUGCGUCGCAUGACUCUCUCUCCCGAAAAGGCGCAGGAUGUUCUUGUGUCUGUAGUUGAGGAGCAUUCAGGAAACAAGAAUCGAGCCGUUGCCCAAGACCUGGAAUCUCCCAGGAUCGAAGAGAUUGAUUCAACGGCUCCCUCACCACCGCCAGAGAUGAAGUCGCCUCCAGCCGAAUCUGAGCUCGACCAAGGUCAACAAGAGCGCCCUGAGGCAAUAGGGACCACUGUUCAGCCUGAAAAGCCUCCGUCAGAAUCGAGUCCCCCGGCGAAAUCUCCAGAGUCAGAUACUCGGCCUGUCCGCUCAAGAAACAACUCGACAGAGCUGCCUACCAGCGAACAGCCAAUCGUUCGUAAAAUGAGCCAGAGGAGCAGCACUGACGGGGACAGGACAAGGAGCCACACAAUUGCGAACAAUGCCCCAUCGGGUAUCCCACGUCUAGCUGAAAAUGCUUCACGGCGCAGUGGGAAAGCAACCUCACCACCAAUUCUACGCGCCCAGUCCCAGCCUCUCCAGUUUCAGAAGAACGCGUCCAAUGAAAACGUGUCCUCGAAAGGGAAAAAGGCGGGAUCUAGCAAGGCCAGCGGAUCUGGGGAUGUUCCCGACCUGUCUCCUCCUGAGGGUAAAGCCAAGUCUCCUGAGAAGAAGUUGACGGAUCGACUCGGUCUCGGUGCUUUUAGGAAUGCGAAGAUUACACCCGGUCCUUCUCUCAUACCUCGUUCAAUCCCAGGCAGGAAAGGUAGUUCUCGUGUGUCGAAUCUAGCGAAGCAUUUUGAACAGCUGAGUCGCGAGUUCGAGAAAGAACGUCAACGGGAGAGAGCUCGACGAACGGCUCGGGGUACCCAUUCCCGGGCAUUUCCCCUCGCAAGUUCGAAACCUAUUGUCGAAGUCUAUAAGAAUGUCAGGGAAGCUGUUGAAGAACGAGAGCCUUCAGCCGAGGGAGAGGAUCUCGCGACGUCCAUUCCGAAAUUACCGGCCGACGAGUCCAGCCGGGGAAGCGAUGAGUUUAUGGGAAGGGCCUCCGAAGAAGAACCGAGAAAGGGAGCAUCUUCACCCGAACCAUCUGCCCCGGUACCAGAAAACGACAAGAACGACGACCACGCUCUGUCGGACGAGGAGGAAGCCCACACGGACGAAGACCGGACAUCAGCGGACGGACUCCAUAUCACGGAUUCGAAUGAGGAUCUUGGCAAGAUGUCCCCUGAAGAGGAACAGCUCGACCUCAGAGAGCUCCCUAAACACGAGAGAAGCACGCUGCUGCGGCUGCUGACGACCUUUUGGUCCGAACGCUCAGCCAGCGGAUGGGCCCCUCUCAGCUACCCGCUCACGAUGUCCGACCACGUCUUUGCCGACUGCGACAUCAUCGUGAGGGAGGAUGAGCCGAGCUCGUUGAUCGCCUUCGCGCUGGACUCCCAAGACUACAAGGACAAGCUGACCACCAUACAAGAGCGCUACGAGGCGCAGGACGAGUUAGAAAUGGGCCUGGAGAAGGGGACGGAGGCGAUGGCCGAAACCCGGGUCGAGCACGCGCUUCUCCGGUCCACGGGGACACACCUGAAAUACCAGUUCCAAGAAGGACAAGCCAAGAUGCUCUGCAAGGUGUUCUACGCGGAACAGUUCGACGCGCUGCGGCAAAAGUGUGGGGUGUCCGAGCGGAUCGUGGAAUCGCUCUCGCGGUGUGCCAAGUGGGAUUCGCAGGGUGGCAAGACCAAGUCGCUCUUCCUGAAGACUCUCGACGACCGGUUCAUCCUGAAGUCGCUAUCCACCAUUGAAACGCAGGCAUUCCUCAAGUUCGCGCCGGCGUAUUUCCAGAUCAUGUCCGAAGCCCUCUUCCACGAGCUGCCAUCGGCAAUCGCCAAGAUGUUCGGCUUCUACCAAGUCAUCAUCAAGAACCCCGCCACAGGAACAGAAUUCAAUUGGUUCCUAUUGCUCAUGGAAAACCUGUUCUACGAUCGCGUGCCAACCCGCAUCUUCGACCUCAAGGGCUCGAUGCGUAACCGCAAGGUGCAAAGCACCGGCGAACGCAACGAGGUACUCCUCGACGAGAACAUGGUAGAGUUCAUCUACGAGACGCCACUGUUCGCCCGGGAGCACUCGAAGAAGCUCCUCAGCCAGAGCGUCUGGAACGACACGCUCUUCCUGGGCCGCCAGGACGUCAUGGACUACUCGCUCAUGAUCGCCAUCGACGAAAGCCGCUCGGAGCUCGUAGUGGGCAUCAUCGACUGUAUCCGCACGUACACGUGGGACAAGAAGCUGGAGUCGUGGAUCAAGGACCGUGGGUUUGCGGGCGGCGGCAAGAACAGGCCUACUGUUACCAGUCCUAAGGAGUAUAAGGGGCGGUUCCGCGAGGCGAUGGCUCGAUAUGUGCUGCAGGCACCUACGUAUGGAGACACCAACGUAUUCUGACCCAUGUUUUGACUUGCUGACUCGUCUCUAGCUGUUGGCAUCAGUUCCAGGCCUCUCAGGUGCCCCGGUACAUGCCUCUGGGACAAGCCCGGCACGCUUCCAUUGCUGAAUCCGAGGGACCUGAUGGGCCUAUAGAUUCGUGGUGAAUACACAGGAAAUAGGUAGUAUAUGAUUAGACGGACGAUGUGAUGACGGCGUUAUGGGGUGGGACAUUGUUUAGGUUGGGAUUGGGCUGAAUGUAUUCUUUGCAUUGAAGUGUUCAGAAAUAUAACCAUCGACUCUAUCA
This is a messenger RNA of Aspergillus campestris IBT 28561, 4506 nucleotides long. RefSeq names its product 1-phosphatidylinositol-3-phosphate 5-kinase FAB1. Gene Ontology annotation, cellular component: fungal-type vacuole membrane; endosome membrane. Gene Ontology annotation, biological process: phosphatidylinositol phosphate biosynthetic process. The coding region runs from base 102 to 4220 and encodes 1372 amino acids. NCBI's taxonomy places the organism in Eukaryota, Fungi, Ascomycota, Eurotiomycetes, Eurotiales, Aspergillaceae. The transcript has a single exon. The record is from RefSeq and is a predicted model, not a curated record. Gene Ontology annotation, molecular function: 1-phosphatidylinositol-3-phosphate 5-kinase activity.